Messenger RNA from Physeter macrocephalus (sperm whale), 1480 nucleotides. RefSeq lists its product as uncharacterized. The record is from RefSeq and is a predicted model, not a curated record. The transcript has 4 exons. Bases 1 to 1281 code for a protein of 426 amino acids. Lineage: Eukaryota; Metazoa; Chordata; Mammalia; Artiodactyla; Physeteridae.
AUGAAGAGAAAGUUCUCAGAGGCCGGCCAGCGCCCCUCACCCCGCACUGUUCGCUGCACCGGCGGGAGGGACAUCUGUCGCCCUCGGGCCGCCGUUGGCCCCUUUCCGUCACCUGCCGCCCACGCGCUGCAGGUCGCCCUGCCUUUGACCGGCGCCCUCCCUCCUGCCGCCUCCAGCUCCUCGGGGGACCCUCAGCGCCCGCCCCUGACGACGGUGCCGGGCGCGGGGCGGGCAGAGAGCGUCUCCACUGACCUGGCCGACGGUGGCGUCGGGCAGGGCAGCUCCCGGCGCGGGGAGCCCGGCCGCCAGGCGUCGGGCUCCGGCUUCGCAGGGCCGGCGGGACAGGACGCCGGCACGCGUUGCCUCCACAGACGGCGUGCAAGGGCAGAGGCCCCAGCUCACUCCACCUCGGGGGCCGUGAACGACUCAUGGCGGGCGGCUCAGGGGAGCUGGGGGCUCAGGCUUGCUAAGCGGGGCGUUGAGGAAGCACGGCCAGUGGCCUCCCCGUUCACCCUGACGUUCAAGCUGCACAACCGGCGCCCGGAUAAAGACACCGUGAGCGAUUCUACAGAAGAAGUUAGGAUCACGCCCAGGUCUCCAGCCUGGGCUUCGGGGUUCACGGCUACACCUGCCACGGAGUCAGGAGCGCGGGGUGUGUGGUGGGGAGGUGACGCACCGGCGCUGGGGACACACGGGUUUUCCUGGCGUGGCUCAUCCACGGGACUGUCCAGGGAGGAGGCUGUCGGCCAAAGGUCCCAAACAGGCCAGAGCUCGGGCGGGGCGGCAGGGGCCCCGUGCCCGCAGCACGUGGCUGGUAAGUGGAGCCUCCGGAGUCAGCACGACGGCCAGCACAGAGCAGGGAGAGGGCGACCCGGGAGCAGCCUCUGGGGAGCCCCGCACCGAAGGGCCGGGCGGGGGGAGCUGAGGGCCCGGGAGACCCGGGGACACCAGGCCUCUGGAGCCCCGGCAGCGGCUGGUCCCCUCAGUCCCUCGCCGCCUUGGCGGUGGGCUGGGGCAGCCUCCCCUCAAAGGUGGAGGAUCCUUCCUGAGGCCCUCACGGUGCUGCUGAGAGCCACUGAGGGCAGGACAGCAAAGCCCCCCCCGGCCUUGAGGGGGGCCCGGAAUGAACGGACGAGAAGCUCCUCUCCAAGGACUCUGCCACUGGGUUCAGGCCCCACCCGGACAAUCCAGGAUGGGCUCAUCUCCAGCCUCAGCUUUGAUUCCAUCUGCAGCAACCUCUUUCCAGAUAAGCUCAUAGUCUCAGGUUCUGGGUGGUCGUGAAUCUGGGGGGGACACCACUCGCCCUGAUACAGGGCCUUGGAAGGAAACCCCAGAUGCUGUGCAGGAGCUCCGAGGAACACACGGCUCAAGGCUGAGGGCAGCGGGGGCCUCAGCCCCUCUUAGUGCGUUCCCAGCCGGCUAGGCUCCUCCCCGCACUGUUUAAGAAGGAGCAUCCCGCCCCCUCCCCCGCCCCGCCCCC